Rotaria sp. Silwood2 is the source of this 432-nucleotide messenger RNA. Lineage: Eukaryota; Metazoa; Rotifera; Eurotatoria; Philodinida; Philodinidae. The record is from the annotation of a GenBank genome assembly.
AUGUCUCCACCAUGUGCCAUUCAUACAUGCAAACGUAAAUCACAAGCAUUAUGUCAUUGUUGCAGCAAGAAUCUUUGUCUUGAUCAUUUGAAAGAACAUAAUGAUUUAAUCUAUGCUCAACUAAAUCCUCUUGUUGGCGAAAUUAAUACUCUGCAUAAUCAGAUGUUGGCAUUAAAUGUUGAUGAAGUUAUUGAUAAAUGUCGUCAAAAAUUGGAUAAAUGGCGUCAUGAUUGUCAUACUAUAAUCGAUUGUUUUUAUGAAGAAAAAUGUCAAGAACUUCAACAACGUUGUGUUCAACAAGCUAGUCAAAAACAGAAAAAAAUUCAUCAAUUGAAAUUAAAAACAAACGAACUUAUAGAAGAACAAGAAGCUACGCAUGACGAUAUUUUGUCAUUGAAAGCAACUAUUAAUGAUAUCAAACAUGAUAAUUAA